This is a messenger RNA of Vicia faba (fava bean), 1299 nucleotides long. The record is from the annotation of a GenBank genome assembly. Lineage: Eukaryota; Viridiplantae; Streptophyta; Magnoliopsida; Fabales; Fabaceae.
AUGAACUCUCUUCAAUUCCGUUACGCUCUCUCUCCUCACUCCACAAACCCCCGAUUUUCUCGCACUUUCCCGCCUCUUUUUCAUUUUCCAACAAACUCGCGCUUUCUCUCUUUCACAGAAAUCAAUGCAACUAGAAGAAUAGCCAGAAGAAAACAAGGCUUCUCGAUUCGCUGUUCCUCCAAAACCGAUUCUCAGAUUGAGAAAAACGAUGAACGGCCUCCGUUUGAUAUCAACCUCGCCGUUAUUCUUGCUGGUUUCGCCUUUGAAGCAUACACAACUCCUCCUGAAAACUUGGGUAGGCGUGAACUUGAUGCAGCUGGUAGCAAGACAAUCUAUCUUUCUGAGGAAUUUUUCCGUGAACUUUAUGAUGGACAACUUUUCAUAAAGUUGAAAAAAGGAUCUAGUUUCCCUGCCAUGGAUCCAUCCAUGGGUUGGUUCUCUUAUAUAAACUUAUUUACUGGAACAAGUGAUCCAUAUGUGGUCAUACAGAUGGAUUCUCAGUCUGCUAAAAGCAAUAUCAAAUGGGGGACAAAAGAGCCAACGUGGAAUGAGGAGUUCACUUUAAAUUUUAAGCGGUCUUCAAACAAAGCUCUACAGAUUGCAGCUUGGGAUGCAAACCUUGUUAAGUAUAAGACCUUUGAUGAAAUUGAUGAUGAGAAAAAGUGGUGGAAGAUACCUUUUGUUUCAGACUUUUUAAAGAAGAAUGGUUUUGAUUCUGCACUCAGAAAGGUUAUUGGUUCCGAUACAGUACAAGUCAGCCAGUUUGUGGAGUAUGCAUUUGGGCAGUUAAAGUCAUUUAACAAUGACAAGGGUCGGAUGUCUGAUAAUGAUAAAUAUGAUAUUGAAAGUUCCGAGCAAUCGAAUGAAUCUGCUUUUAUGUUGAAGACGCCUUCUCUUGAGGCUGGUAGUUCAGAAUUCUCUAGUGAACAAAGAAACAUGGAAGAGUUUCGCUCCUGUGACAGUGAAACUGGAAAUGAACAUGCUUUGGAACCAUCACCACAAGCUAGUGAGGAAGAACUGUCAAAUCAACGUUUUUGGAUGAAUUUUUCUAAUGUUAUCAAUGCCAACAUUGUUCAAAAGCUGGGUCUCUCUGUUCCGGAGAAAUUAAAGUGGGACGGACUGGAGUUUCUAAACAAAAUUGGCUCGCAAUCCCAAGAUAUUCAGAAGAUGUUUAUAUUCAAUCUGGUCUUGCGAUGCCUGGAGGCACUGAAGAACCAGACAAUAAAACAAGUGGUCAGCCUGCCAUUGCGGCAAUCCAGGCUUCACUUCCAGAGGUCAAAAAGGCAAGUGAGAUAUUGA